UUUCAAGACAGCCGGCAUAAACUAUGUGUACCAAAACUGCUUCAGAUUGCGACCACUAGAGCUCUUCUCAUUUGCACUGCACCUCAUUAUCCUUUUCUUUCCUCUUGUCCAUCUCGCCUUCUUCAGUUCUUCUCUCUGGGUCCUUUGCAAUCCUCUGUACAUGGCCCUUGUACCCUCUGCUGCAGCUGGCAGCGGUGCGCUGCAGGUGUUUGCGUCCCAUGUCGGCCUAGGUGAUGGAGUCAUUGCCCUUGAGGAGAAGCUGAGGAACGCCAGCCUGGUGCUGGGUGCUGCCCGGCAGAUCGAGAUCAAGAAUGAGGCCCUGGUGGAAUCAUUGCCGGAGCUGCAGCAUUUGGUGUAUGACGCUGAGGAGGUGCUCGAUGAGAUUAACUACUUCCGCAUGCAAACGGAGCUUGAUGCUGAUAUGGAGAUGCUUGAUGAGACUGAUAUUGAUGACUGUUUGUGUGAUGCUGACGUGGAGAUGCUUGAUGAGGCUGAGGAUUGUGUGCGUGAUGAUGAUAUCAAUGGAGGCAGUGAUGGUAGCAGUGAUAAUUCUGAUGUUUCUAAUCUUGUUGAUAUUGCAGAUGUGGCUGAGCAUGAAAACAACGCGUUGGUCCCUGCAUGUAGACACUCUAUUGUCCGUGCCACGCGAAGGGUUGAGUUUGACAAGGAUGAAAUAUUGCCUCAAAUCUGUGAAAUCAGUAGAUCGUUGGGUCAAUUCACUAAUGAUGUAUGUAAAGCACUCGAGCUGGAGGAGCUGGAUCACAUUGCAUUGGCAAAGCGGGGCACUGAAAACAAAAGGCGUUUGACGACACCAUAUCUUACAGAAGCUAGGAUAUAUGGAAGGGAUCUUGAGAGGGACCAAAUCGUAGAGUUGUUGAUGGGUGAUGAGCGUCGUGAGCAGAACCUCGCAGUUCUACCUAUUGUAGGUAAUGGCGGCAUUGGCAAGACUGCGUUGGCACAAUAUGUGUGCAGCGAUCCCAGAGUUGAAGCUUAUUUUGAUACUAUGAUAUGGGUAUGUGUCUCCCUGAAUUUUGAUAUUGUGAGACUUACCAGACAGAUGUUAGAGUGCAUAACAGGAAGGGACCAAGGAGGCAGUGCAAAUUUGACUCUUCUUCAGGGGAUGCUUAAAGAAGAAGUUAAGGGCUGCAGAGUCUUACUAGUUUUAGAUGAUAUAUGGGAUAUCAAGGACAGCAGCGAAUGGAGCAGGCUUGUGGCUCCAUUGGGAUUCAACCAACAAGGGAAAGGCAGUGUGAUCUUAGUGACCACUCGAAGCCAGUCUGUCGCCAAGGCUGUCUGCACAUUGAACCCAAUUGCAUUGGAUGGUCUCAAGAAGGAAGAUUUCUGGGAAUGCUUUAGAGCAUAUGCAUUUGGUAAGGAAAAGGGUAACAAGAAACUGUACUGUGUUGGUAGGCAAAUUGCUGAUAUGUUAAAGGGUUACCCACUAGCAGCUAAGAGUGUAGGUGGGCUACUGAGGAAAAAUAUAAAUUUUGACCGCUGGACAAGAAUUUUUGAGAGCAAGGAGUGGAUAUCACACCAAGAUACUGACGGUAUCAUAUCAAUUCUGAAGAUCAGUUAUGACUAUCUGCCCUUCCAUCUGCGACGAUGCUUCUCAUAUUGUUCAUUGUUUCCCAAAAGUAAUCAAAUUUAUGUGGAGGACUUGGUCUAUCUUUGGAUAUCUCAAGGAUUUGUUUAUCCUGUGGACAAUAAUCGAAGGCUUGAAGAAGUUGGAUUUGAAUAUUUAGAUGAUUUAGUGAAUUUGGGCUUCUUCGAGAAAGUGGAUGAAGACAGAGCCGAUAUCCACUACUUAAUGCAUGAUUUGAUGCAUGAUCUAGCUCAGGGCGUUUCAUCCAAAGAAUGCUUCAUCAUUGAUGGUUCUCAGUGCCAACCAAUGCCAUCAACAAUCUGUCAUUUGUCUAUAAUUGCUUCAUCUCAAUAUUCAGACUUUGAGAAAGAUUUGGUUGAACUGGAUACAGUGCAAAGAAAGAAGCUCAAGUCCUUAAUGUUGUUUGGCAGUUUUGGUUCUACAUUUGUCACAAGAUUUCACUUCAUGGCCAAUGUGAUAUGCAAUCUGCGUUCAUUACGGAUAUCAGGAAUUGAAGAUGAUGGAGACAUCAUAUCUGGCUUUGGGCACUGUAUUCAUCUUCGCUAUCUACGAGCAACCAGACAAGAGUCUGACAAACAUAACCCUUGGCUUGAGAGAUAUGAUCGGCACUUCCCUAAAGAAUUGUGCAGACUUUACCGCUUGCAAUUCCUGAAUGUAGGAGUAGACUGUUAUCUUUCUAACUUGACAAAAAGCUUCUCCAGUCUUGUCAAUCUACGACAUUUCAUUUGUCAUGAGGAAAACCAUUCAGAGCUUUCGGUUAGUAAAUUAGCCUCUCUUCAGGAGCUACGCCAGUUUAAAGUCAGAAAGGAAGCUGGUUUUCAGAUGGCGCAGCUGGCAAAUCUGUCAGAGCUUGAUUCUCUAUCCAUUUUUUGUCUCGAGAACCUCAAAACCAAGGAAGAGGCAAGCAGCGCCAGACUCCUGGACAGGGAACACUUAAGAAGCUUGUGCUUGAGCUGGGAUGCUAGUAGGAUAUGUGCUAAUCCUGAUAUAGAGAAAGAGGUACUCGAUGGACUUCAACCACAUGCAGAGUUGAACCAUCUCCAGAUCAGUGGGUACAGGAGUGCUUCACCUCCAACAUGGUUAGGAGAGGCUUCACCACUUAUCCAUUUGCAAUCGAUCUACUUAGAAGACUGCCUGUCCUUGAGAACUCUACCGCCUUUUGUGCACUUGAAGUGUCUGAAGAAACUGCAUUUGUCCAGAAUUUGUGGUACACCUGAAGUGUUAACUCGUUCUUUAGAGGAGUUGGUUAUUGAGGAAGUUGAAGAGCUAGAAAGAUGGGUCAUUGGAGACAAAUUCUCAUUACUAGCAUCUGAGCUGCAGGUGCUUGAAAUUAAAGGUUGCCCCAAACUAAGGGAGCUUCCCCUUUCAUGCUGCUCAUCUACCCAAACUGUGUCAGUUCAUUUGUUCCCUCUUCUCCAUCGUUUUAUCAUACAUGACUGUCCCCUGCUGAUGCCGUUACCACCCCUCCCUCUUGGACCUAAGGUAUUGAGAAUGACAAUUGUAAAUGUUGGGUCACCAUUAUAUCAGAGUUUGUCAUAUUAUCAGUUUAAAAGCUUAUCAUACUAUCAGACAUUGAUCUUGGUUGGGACUGAAAAACUGAUUACUCCAAAUGGAGUGUUGAGUUUGCAUAAUUUGGGAGCCUUGUCAGAACUGUCUCUCAUAAGCUGCUCAAACCUCACUUGGUUCUCUUGGGAUGAGGCAUUCCAGCAACUUAAGUCCGUGAAGAAAUUGAACUUUGAGGAAUGCCCAAAACUCCUCUCGAUGCCUUCAGCACAAGAGCAAUACUACAAGAAAGAUCACCCAUUACCAGCUCUUGAGAAGCUCACAAUCGAGUCAAGCUACAUCAGAGGGAAUCGGCUUGCUCAUGUUUUGUCACAUCUACCCUCUCUGUCCUACCUGGAGCUUAGAGAUUGUCCAGGGGAAGCAGGUGAUGAGUGCAUGCUGCUGAUUCCACUUGACUCCUUCAUAUCUUUAAAAGAGUUGUGCAUCACAAACUGCGUAGAUCUCUCUUGUGGAAACAACAAAGGAUUUACAGGGCUCACUUCCCUUGAGACGUUAAGGAUUGGAGAAUGUCCGAAGCUACUGUCCUCAUUGAUUCCUGAUGAGAUGGAAGAAGAGAGUCAAAGCUUGAGCAGAAGCAUCCUCCUUCCAUUAUCAUUGCAACGACUGGUGCUUGAUGGUAUCAGUCAAAAGCUGUUGCCUCUCUCAAGCCUCACCUCUUUGAAGGACCUUGGCAUAACCGAGAGCUCAGAUCUAGAAUCUCUCGAUCUGCAUGCAUGCACGGCACUGGAAGAGAUAAGAAUCCACUGUUCUGGGGCGUUGUCUUCUGUAAAAGGCUUACAAACAUGCAUCAGCCUAAGAUCUCUUGAAGUUUAUGGCAGCCCUGGCUUUUGGCUUGCUUGGAGUCAUGCAAUGCAAGAACUGGUCGGGGUAAAUCAUGAUGUCUUGUACCCACAACUGGAAAGGAUUUGGACAGAUGAUCUCUCCCUACUGACAAGCUGCUGCUGUAAAUAUCUCCAAUCCCUCGAGUGGCUAGGCUUUCUGUGUUUUGAAGAUGAUGGAGAUGACGACUCAACAAUGGAGGAACCAUAUGAAGCUUUCCCACUCCUUACCUCCCUACAGGAGCUGAACUUCGACUCGUAUAAAAAGCUUCGAUCCUUACCAGCGACACUGCAUCUCCUUCCUUCCCUCAAGAAGCUAGCAAUAAAAUCAUGUGAAAGCAUAGCAUCACUGGAAGAGCUAGCCCUACCAGCUUCCCUGGAAGAACUUUACAUCAGUGGUUGUGAGAGUCUGCAAUCCCUACCCGAAAAACUCAAUUAUCUCCCCUCCUUCAAGAAGUUAGAGAUUUCUCGUUGUCCAGGCAUCCUUUCUUUAAAAGAGCAGCACCUGCCAUCUUCCCUGGAAGAAAUUGUGAUCGAGUACUGUGAUAAUCUCCAAUCUCUCCCAGAUACUCUGCAUCUUCUGAGCUCCCUCAUCAAGUUAGAUAUUAAGUCCUGUCCCAGUAUUAAGUCGAUGCCAGAAAGAGGCCUCCCUCCUGCCUUAAGAGAAUUGUGGGUCUGGGACUGCAAUGAGGAGUUGAAGAAGCAAUGCGCAAAUAUUAGAAACAUCAAAAGAACAUUACAUAUAUGUUUCUAGCUGAGUUGGAAGUUUAGAAAAAAAUUAGCUGGGAGCCACAUGUUUCUUUUUGGAUAAGGCUUACGGAUGCAAAAGGUUGGAUCUAUUCACUGUGGUGUUGAUUGGAUCUAUUCACUGUGCUGUUUCUUCUACUCAAUUGUGGCAAACAAAUUACUUCAUGACACAUCCUUCCCAGCAAUGCUCUACCGAAUUGGAGGUUCUGCUGCUACCAUGCCAGGGUCACCUGGGUCAAAUUGGAUGGCACAACAACACAACAUUGAUCGGGUGGUUCGCCUCAUAAAAACAUUGAUCGGGUGGUUCGCCAUAGUUGAUGCUUCUGACUACUUGUGGCAGCACAUUUGACAGCUUGUACCGUUGUAGUGUCAUCUUGAUGUGUAAUGUAACAGUAAACACGAAGCAAUGUUCAGACAAACUGUACCAUUGGCAAUGAAGAAAUGUAGCCUCUCUUUAAGGGCCUAAUUAGUAGGGAUCUGGAUUCUUCUAGAAACAUUUUAGUUUUAGAUUAUCUCUGAAAAUAUUUCUAUGAAUCAUCUCUGGAGACCGUUUGGCUAGCUGGCCAGAUUCAAUUUUUUGA
Molecule: messenger RNA, 5312 nt
Organism: Phragmites australis (common reed)
Lineage: Eukaryota; Viridiplantae; Streptophyta; Magnoliopsida; Poales; Poaceae
Product: disease resistance protein RGA2-like
Exons: 3
Coding region: 161-4738 (1525 amino acids)
Biological process (GO): defense response to other organism
Molecular function (GO): ADP binding
Source: RefSeq, a predicted model, not a curated record